Molecule: messenger RNA, 814 nt
Organism: Bactrocera tryoni
Lineage: Eukaryota; Metazoa; Arthropoda; Insecta; Diptera; Tephritidae
Exons: 3
Coding region: 200-814 (204 amino acids)
Biological process (GO): DNA integration
Molecular function (GO): nucleic acid binding
Source: RefSeq, a predicted model, not a curated record
CGUCAACAUCGUCAUCAUCGCUGCUGCUGCGUCAACGCUAACCUUCGCUUCACUGCUACGUCAACUCGACGAUAUCGACGGUACAUCCACUGCUGCUGACACUUCGUGGGAAUGAGCUGCAAUUGCAUAGUUUGCAAAAGGGAAGUGAACGCAGACAAACCGCCGACGCAUUCACAAGAGGUUCAUUGGUCGCCGAGGGAUGCCACAGACGAUACACAGCGACAACGCAACCAACUUCGUCGGCGUCGAUCGCAAGUUGCGCGAACUCAAAGAGGCGUUUCUGUCCCAGUCUCCGGAAGUAAUGGAAUUCGCCGCCGAAGAAGGGUUCAAAUUCGCCUUUAUACCACCGAGGGCGCCGCACUUCGGCGGGUUAUGGGAGGCGGCAGUGAAGUCCGCCAAACACCUCGCCGUACGCGCAAUGGGCAACGUGCUGCUCACCGCCGAAGAUCUAGGAACACUGCUGGCCGAAGUGGAGGCCAUCCUCAACUCGCGGCCCCUCGCACCGUUGAGCCAGGAUCCCAACGACCACGGGCACAAGUGUCAACGGACCCAAUUCGCUAUUGCGAGAGAUGGCAACUUUCUUCAGGAACACAACAAAUGGCUGCACCCGAAACGCAACCUGCAGCCCGGCGAUCUCGUCCUCAUCCACGAAGACAACACGCCACCGCAGCAGUGGGCACUAGGACGAAUCGCCGCAACCGUAGAAGGACGAGACGGAAAGGUGCGAGUGGCAGACGUAGUAACCAAGGCAGGCACCAUUAAGCGCCCUAUUCACAAGCUAGCCCUGCUGCCUAUCGAAGUUGAAGGAUCAUAA